AAGUCUGUGAUAAAGCAAGAUCUGUUAGGCAGCUGCUGCUCCUGUUGGAAAACAAUGGUGCUGCUUUCAGAGAGCUGCAAGGGAGACUAAGGGUCAAGUCCCUUUAAAAAAAAAAAAAAGUGAAAUACAGUAUUGUGCAUCUUGAAAUCUGAAACCAAGAAACAGAAGUGCAAGGGAAACAAGGGGGAAAGUCUUGCAAUUCCUGAGGGCAACUGUUCCAAGUGGAGUUUUAAGGAGUAAAAUACCUGUAUAUACAGUUAAAGGUUAUUGAAUGGCUUUUGUGGAGAAGCCUGUGAAAUAAAGGAGCCGUGGAAGAAGACUUUUCUUUUUCUCGUCCUCUCUGGAUAUAAUGGCUAUUGCAAAGCAAAGCAUCUUCAGAUUUGGCUUCAAAUGGCUCUUCUUAGCAACUUUUAUGAUAGCCUGUGAUGGACAAGGUGGAAAGAGAGAGAAUGGUGGUCCUGCCUGUUACGGAGGAUUUGAUUUGUAUUUCAUUCUAGACAAAUCAGGAAGUGUCCUGCACCAUUGGAAUGAAAUAUAUCAUUUUGUGGAACAUUUGGCCCGCAAGUUCAUAAGCCCUCAGCUGAGGAUGUCCUUCAUCGUUUUUUCUACUAGAGGGACAAUUCUAAUGAGGUUAACAGAAGACAGGGAACAGAUACGCCAGGGUCUAGAAGAACUUCAGAAAGUCCUUCCAGGAGGUGACACAUACAUGCAUGAAGGAUUUGAAAGGGCAAGUGAACAGAUUUACUAUGAAAAUGUUCAUGGUUACAGAACUGCAAGUGUCAUCAUUGCAUUGACAGAUGGAGAACUCCAUGAAGACCUAUUUUUUUAUUCUGAGAGGGAGGCUAAUCGGUCACGAGACCUGGGAGCAACAGUAUACUGUGUUGGUGUGAAAGACUUCAAUGAGACCCAGCUGGCUAGAAUUGCCGACAGCAAAGAUCAUGUCUUUCCAGUGAAUGAUGGUUUUGAAGCCCUUCAGGGAAUCAUAGAUUCUAUUUUGAAGAAAUCAUGUAUUGAAAUUCUGGCUGCAGAGCCUUCCAGUAUAUGUGCAGGAGAGUCAUUUCAGGUUGUCGUGAGAGGAAAUGGAUUUCGACAUGCCCGUAACGUCGACAGAGUACUCUGCAGUUUCAGGAUCAAUGACACGGUUACUCUCAAUGAGAAGCCUUUUGUUGUGGAAGAUACCUACUUACUCUGCCCGGCACCUGUACUACGAGAAGUUGGCAUGGAAGCAGCUCUUCAAGUUAGUAUGAACGAUGGUCUGAGCUUCAUCUCCAGCUCUGUCAUCAUCUCCAGCACACACUGUUCAGAUGGGACCAUCCUGGCUAUUGCUUUGUUGAUCCUCUUCCUCCUGCUGGCGCUGGUUCUCCUCUGGUGGUUCUGGCCUCUUUGCUGCACAGUGAUCAUCAAAGAGCCCCCCCCACCUCCUGCAGAAGACAGUGAGGAGGAAGAUGAUGAUGGCCUUCCAAAGAAGAAAUGGCCAACAGUAGAUGCCUCUUAUUAUGGUGGUCGAGGAGUUGGUGGCAUCAAACGAAUGGAGGUGCGCUGGGGAGAAAAGGGUUCCACAGAAGAAGGCGCUAAGUUAGAGAAAGCCAAGAAUGCCAGAGUCAAGAUGCCAGAACAGGAAUAUGAAUUCCCUGAGCCCAGGAACCUUGUGAACAAUAUGCGCAGACCUUCUUCUCCUCGGAAGUGGUACUCUCCAAUCAAGGGAAAACUGGAUGCUCUCUGGGUCUUGCUGCGGAAAGGUUACGACCGUGUAUCUGUGAUGCGCCCACAGCCAGGAGACAAGGGCCGUUGCAUCAAUUUCACAAGAGUGAAGAACACAGAGGCCCCCCCCAAAUACCCGCUCAACAAUGCAUACCCGCUGUCAUCUCCACCCCCAGCCCCCAUCUACAACCCUCCACCCCCAGCCCCCAUCUAUACCCCCCCUCCACCCAGCUCGCCCACGCCCCAUGCCCCCUCCCCAUCCUCCACGCUCCCGCCUCUCCCCCCACCGCCCCAAGCCCCGCCACCCAACCGGGCCCCCCCUCCCUCUCGGCCCCCGCCUCGCCCAGCAGUCUAGGGGGUUGGCUGUGCUCCUGCCUCUUCCAGAAGCAUUUGAGAGGCUUUUUUCAGCAGUACUGUAUCACAUCCAUCAGCUGGGGGGGGUUGGGGGAGGGCAGAGAAUGCCACACCAUUUUUGGAAUGGGUGACAGCAGAAUGAACAACUUUGUAGUUUUCUUUCUCCUUAGUUUUCUUUUAUUUUUAAAAUCCCUUGUGCAUCAGUGCCACCAAACUAUCAAAGCAAGAAGAGCCAAGAGACUGCAAGAACAAGGCAAAUAAGAUCCAUUUCAGCAAGGCUCUCCCCCCCACUUUGUCCCUGAAAGACUCCUCUGUGUGCAGAUCCCAGCCAAUUACCUGAAGACAAGUGCACAAACUGCAUGGUGCAAGGCUCAAGGGUUGGCAGAAAGCCGAUCACAUCUCACUUACAUGCCAGCUGCCAAGCAAGUAAUGACAACAACAGGUCUGCAAGUAUAGAAACCCUGGUGGAUCUGAAAAGAACUGAUGUCAGGCAGCUGUUCCCAUGGACCAUGAGUUGGUGAAGGGACGGUAUUGUCAUCUUGGAGGGUCCAGAAAGGAGAAGGGGUAGGGCUCUGGUGUCUGGAUUUGUGUAUGUUGGUAUGUGGAAGUGCAAGUAGGUGAAAACGGAGUGCUACUAGGAAAAUGAAUUACACUGAAAAAUGAACCUGUCAGUAUGCCACGAGGCUUUGACCCCAUCCCCUGAGGACAAGGAGUAAGUCACAGCAGGUCAGCCUUCAGUGCUCCCAGUGGGACAGAGGAGUUCAUAAAAAUGGAGCAAAGGAAUCUGGGAAAGGUAUGGUUGACAGAAGAGUCUUUGCAUUCAGUUUAGACUAAUUAUGUCCAUCUAAUUAUGCCCAUCUAUUAGCUCUGCAGUUCAGCAGUGUAAUUUAAUGCUGUUUUCCAUUUUAGAAGGAAAGUUUCUGAAUAUAAACAAGUGGUUAGGUGUAUCAAUUUCUUUAAAUCCAGUCUGCUUGGGCUCCUUGUUAUUGUCAGUUUGAAAUGGUUAACACUGAUGCGUUUCUGUUUUUUUCUGUAAAUUACAUUAUUUCAUCCUAAAAAUAUUUCCACAUGGAUUUUUAUUUUUUGUUUUCUCUUCCUGAAUAAGUAGCAGAUGCCUUCCAAACUCAUAGUGAAGAAGAGCCAGUUGCUUACUCGCUCUUGUCAACUCUUAAAAAUAUCACUUCACUUAGCAGUUUUUGACUAAGGCAAAAAUCACACAUCGGACACGCAAGAAGGGAAUCAGUCUUCCAAGAAAUGCACUGGCUGCAUUUCUCCAUGCUUUUCUCCCCACCUUUAUGGGACCCACCCCCCCCCCCCCCCCCCGUGUUCCAUAAUAUUGCAUAUGCACAGAUAUCAAACUUCCUGAGCACCUGCCUUUGCAACACAGUGCUAGCAAUAGGUGAGAUCACUGCACUUCAGUCAGACCUCUGGCUCCCUAAUUUACUGUCAGGAUCAGUUCUCACAAAAAGACUCUCUCUCUGGAAAUUGCAAAGUCAUAAAAGGUAAAUUGCCUUUGUAGCUGCAGCUCUAUGAAUAUCUAAGGGUUCUCAUACUUGUAUCAUUUUUUACCAGAUAAAGAAAUGCUUUGCCAAGUACUUACUUCAGUGCUGUAGGAAAUAUUAAUUCUAGCUUUUCUAGGAAAAAAAAAAAGUGGAGGGGGGGGAGAAAAAAGAAAAAAGCUCAAGGAAGAAAAGGAACAGUUGAAAAAGUCUCAGUGGAGACCUGCCUUGGGAUCCUCUUGGUCAGAACAUACGUGAAUGAAGCCUUACCAUGAGACCCAGGGUCAGUCUAACUGUCAUUCACUAGCCUUACCCUUGUUAGGCCAGUAUGCCAUCUUUUAGAUGAGAUAAACACAAAGAUGAGAUAUCACAAUGGAGCUGAAGACUCAUUUUACAGCCAAGGCUGGAUAUUCUGCAAAAAGGCUGAUUAAUUCCCCCACAACACUGUUUUGUCUGCAGGCGGCACAGAGCAGUCCCUGAAUUGUAAAAUAAACAACAGUUUUGCUACUCACUAUUUCAAAUUAAAUCAGCUACAGAAUGGUUAGUUCAACAAGAUGACUUUGUGAUUGUCAGGUGGGAGUGGGAAGCUUUUAACACCCUGACACAAAUUUAGUUGGACUCCCUCUUGUGAUGGAUGGGAUUUAGUUAAAUAGCUGUUUGAUUUGGUGUGCUGUUGAAAGGUGUAAAACUUGGGUAUAGUGUAAAUCGAUUAAUAUUUCUCUUAACAGAUCCUCAGUAUUUCAAAAAAGUUUGGAAAACAAAUUGAUUUUCAACAACAUGGUGUUGAGAAUUUGUUUUUCAUGUCAUUUAAACAAUAAAUAUAAACCCAUAAAUCUAAAUCUACUGCUGGGGAAAAAAAAUAAAUAAAGGUAGUGUAUAUUCCAUAACUAAAACUAACUUCUUGCAGAUGUAUAUAGAAAUCUUCAUUCUCCCCAAAUUAAGGGAAAAAAAAAAAACACUACAGUAUUAAAGAAGCAAAAUAAAACCUACAUCAGACUAGAAAGAUAAUCAUUUUUAAAUAUCCCUAUGUAAUCAUCCAGUUUAUGAAUAAAAAAUAAACUCCAAAAUUUUGUUGUAUAUAUUGUUACUGCAUGCUUACCAUAUGUUAGAUGGAAGCAUUUCCUGUCCAUUGUGGAUAAAAGAACAUUUUUCAAGUUGUAGUAAAUUAUUAUAAAGCCAAUGACAUUUCAUGGCAUGUUAUUGUAUCAAGCUGUGCUUGUUGUAUUUUUUUCUUUAUGGUUGUAUUGCUUUUUUUAUAAAUGUAGAAAUAUUUCCUGUAGUGACGAAUACCUGUUUUACAUAGCAUUAAUUGAAGCACUAUAAUUCCAGGCUGCCCACUCCCUCAGUCUGUUGGCAAAGAGUUUUGCAGAUCCAUUCAGGGCGGGACGUGGCCAGACACCAACUGGGCAUGGGGUGAUUGGGUGCUGAAGCAAAGAACCCAUGCUCAGUUUUGGUGGACCCUUGCUAACAUUCUCAGAAAAAAAUGAGAGCAUGUUUCGUGGCAGAUUUGUACCUGGUCUUGUGUUUAGGAUCAACCUAAAUGUGGCUAAAAUGCUAAAAUGACAUCCCCGAGGUACUGCAAAUGCUUUUAAAAAUCAUGCUCCUUUUAUGUCAGUCCUAUCUUAGGAACCUAGCUUAAGGUAUUAAGAAUGAAAUUUGGGUCUGAAUUUAAAUCAACUUCCCUUGGCAACUAAUGCUAUGUAAAUAAGGUUGAAUUAGAUGGUGUACCAUAUACUGAUAUAUGGUACCCUGUGUAUUCUCUCUCUGUAAAACUUUCCUAGAAACACAUUACACAGGCUAUCAAUCCACAGUAGCCAAUUUUUAAGUAAAGGUUCGUUAUAGAUCAAAAGGAGUUGAGUGGCACUAUGUCUGCUCUGCAGUAUCAGAAGACUUCAGCAGGUCUCACUGUUUACUACUUGCACAUGCUUAUGUAUAGGAUUGGUCUAAACAGCAAUAAACAGAUGUCUGAUGGCAUUAAAUAAACACUUCUUUCAUUUGCUCUAAGUAGAUCACUUUGGUUACUCCCUUUGUUUUUAACUCUUGCAAUACUUUCUAUCAGUGUGUUCUGCAGCCUCAAAGAACUAAGCAGCUGCAUUUGACAAAGUUUCAGAUUUUUUUUAAUUGCUAAAUGUUACCCAUUGUUGCUGGCUGUAUUUUGAAUCAUCACCCACACGAACCUUGGCAGCCAUCAGAAUUCUCUCUCUCCUUGGUGCAAGAAGGCAUCUUCUGUCACCGUUUAUUUUGGGGAAGGGAGGAAUGUCUGGCUUUGGAGAACUCUGGCGAGAUCUGAGGGUAACUGGUCAGUAGCGUUGCCUUAUAUGUGGUGCUGAUGCAGCAAAGGAAAAGAAGCAAGCCCUCUGUUCUGAUGUUGAAUUAUGUUUUGUCAGUUCAGCCAGUGCUGUGCAAUGAUGUUUUACUCCCUCUGUUUGUUGCAUGUGUCAUUUGUUAAAUUCAGUCAUUAUUCUUGCUGACCUUGAUGUUAUUAUUAAAGAACUACACAAACUUG
Cygnus atratus (black swan) is the source of this 6060-nucleotide messenger RNA. It is a transcript of the gene ANTXR1, whose product is annotated as ANTXR cell adhesion molecule 1. The record is from RefSeq and is a predicted model, not a curated record. Lineage: Eukaryota; Metazoa; Chordata; Aves; Anseriformes; Anatidae. The transcript has 18 exons. Gene Ontology annotation, molecular function: signaling receptor activity. Gene Ontology annotation, cellular component: membrane. Bases 350 to 2056 code for a protein of 568 amino acids.